AUGACUACUUCUCUUAUUGACACUUUAUUCUGUGUUAUUUGUGGAUGUCCUUUAUUACUUGAUGAAGGGAUUCGAUCAAUGACCACACAAUCUGGAUCACCUAUGUCAUCUCCAUUUCACUCACCCCGAGAAAACCUUACUGGAACAUCAGUAGGAUCACCUCGUCAACCUAAUUGUCCAUUAGCAUUAUCUACUCCACUCCCAUUACCUUCAAAUACAUUAACAGAAAAUCCAAGUUCAAGUGCAUUAGAAGAACAUGAACUAUCAUUAUCACCACCUGAAGUAUUAUUUUCUUCACCAAAACAAAAUUAUCAAUCAAUAAAUCAACAAUCAAGAAAAAACACAUAUAAACUCUCAUUUUAUAUGAAAAGAAGAAGUAAAUCUAAUAAAGGAAAUUCUUCAAUGAUUAUUGCUACUCCUACACUUGAAUUUUAUCAAUGGUUUGCAUCAAUGGUAGAACAAUAUUCAGAUUUUGGUAUUCCUUGUAAAACAUGUUUUAAUAAAGUUAAAGAAAAAUAUAUUAAUAAUAAAAAUGAAUUAAAUCAAUAUAUUGAAAUAUAUCAAUUAAGUGCAUGUACUUUAUUUCAAAAUAUAGCUGAUAUUAACCAAGAACUCAAAAAGACUGAACAAGAAACAGAAGAAUUAAUCAAAGAAAUUCAAAAUUUAGAAUUUAUUAAUGAACAUUUAUUACAAGAGAUGAACAAUAUUCUUAAAAUUUCUGAUAUUAUACAAAAACAUAUUAUUGAGUCAUAUAAAAAUGAAAAUCAAAUUAUUUCUAUUGGAUAUCAAGCAUAUGAAAAAGUAUUAGAUCAAAAAAGAAUUAAUAAUCAAUUAAUACUACCAUUACAAAAAACAUUAACAUGGAAUCAAUUAUUUCAAAGAAGAGAAAUUGUUCCAGAAAUGUCAUCAAUAAGUAUUAUUAAUAUAGUUAAAAGUAUUCCAAUUUCCUCUAUUCUUGGAAUUUUAUUCCUUCAAAUUAAAAUUUUAGCUAAUAUGAUUAAUUACCAUUUCAGUUCUGUUAUAAUUGAACCAAUUGAUAAACAAAAGAAAACUACUAGUCCUAUUAUUACAUCAAGAAAUAUAAUUGUAAAUACAAAAAAAUCUAAUAAAUUUGUAUUACAAUGUUUAUUAACAUUAUUAACUGAAUUAUCAACUAUUUUAGUUAAAGAAUCAUCACAAAGUUUCUUUCUUAUUUAUCCUAUUUCUGGAGAAACAAUCAAUGGAUUAGAUUUUAUAGGAUAUGAGUCUAAAAAAUGGUCUCAAGCUUUAGAUUGUUUUCUAACAAAUACUGAAUAUUGUUAUAAGUGGAUUAUUCGGCAUUAUAAAUAA
Molecule: messenger RNA, 1329 nt
Organism: Entamoeba dispar SAW760
Lineage: Eukaryota; Evosea; Mastigamoebida; Endamoebidae
Exons: 4
Coding region: 1-1329 (442 amino acids)
Source: RefSeq, a predicted model, not a curated record